UCACUCACUUACCGUGACAAUCCAACCAAAACUUAAGCCAAGCUGAGCUAAGCUAAGAAACAGACAGACAGACAAAGAGAGAGAGAGAGAGAGAGAGAGAGAGAUAGACAGACACGAUCGAGUCUACGAAGGUGCUUGCAGCUGAAGCAAUUGACGUCAAUCGCAGUGGAUGGGGCGGUCUGGGGCUGGGUCGUUGUCGAUGACGACGCAUGAAGCGGAAUGAGAGAGCAACGAGCCAAGCCCUCCUACAUUGACAUGGUAUCGCUAGACGCGGAAAGUUAUGCAAUCCAUCGAGCCCACAAACUGCGCUGACGGAGUCGCUGGACCACCUCCAGUCCGGUGACGACGGUGCCUUUUGAACAGUUCAAGCUGUUGCUGCCCACCCAGCCUGAGUGAGACCCGCCAAAUCUCAUGCCAAGUCCCCGUGACGGGGAUUCGUGUGAGAGCCACAGCCAUCGACCAUAGCCAUCGGCGCUGGGUACAUAUUGCAGCACCUCAUCCAGCGAACUGUGCGCACACCGCUCCUUCGUGUCCUUGAGCCUUCCAAUUCUCCCUCUCACAUUGCCAAAGCCAUUUCAUUUCCCCAUCUGAGGGCUCAUUGUGGGUGUGGGUUUGCUGGGAACCCAGAGGGUUGCUUCGAGUGGCGGAGCAUCUGGGCCUCGCAGUUUCUUCUCUGAUGGUUGACUAGGAUUCCUGGAGUGCAUUUGAUGAUGCAAGGUGCAGCUGACUUAUUGUAGUUUUCGGUUGUUUCGUUCCGUCGUAUUGGUUCUUGAUUUUCGGAGCGGUGGCUGGAGGUUUUGGAAUAUAAGCGCAACGAGAUGGUCUCGCAUUCGUGACUGCCUAUUUCUCCGAGGGGUUUGUCGCACGCCGGCCGAAGCACAUCAUCCUCGGGAAAAAAGAAAAAGAAGACAAAAACAGUCGCACUGAAUUGUACAGCAGUGACCUUGGAAGGACGUUCUCUGUUGCCGUGAAGCGAUCUGUGUGGAGGUAGCUGUAAGCUUUUGGAGAAGAAUUCAUCUUUUGUUUGAAAACGGGACAAGAUCAGGCGUAAUUGCAAUUCGAGGUUGUUAAGAGCAGUGUGCUUGGUGGUUAGGCGGGAACGAAACUUCCUAGGGCAAGGAGGAUUUUCCUCAGGGGGUUGCGCUCCCGAUUGGGUGAAGGAUCACUGGAAGGACAGAAAUUUUUGUUCUAGAUUUGUUUUUCCGUUUCUGAGGGACUAUCUAAUUACGGCUACCGUGGAUUGACAGCCAGCGUGGAGGACAGGCGCGACCAAUUUCGGCUUACAGAGGCAGAUUAGGGUGAUGCACCGACGAUGCAAGAUACUAGUAAAGACAGGUUUGAAUCACAGUUGCACGUAGGAAUGGAGAUGCCGUUGCUGGAGAAGUGCGUCGUGUUUCAUCGGGGGUGAUGUUCAUUUAGAUCACGAAAAGAAUCAUGGUUAUGGAAGGGCAGGUUUGAAAUUCCGAGUUGUGGGGCGAGGUGAAAAGGUGGUAGGCUAGGUCUCGAAAUAAUCCAAGCUACGAUGGAGCUUCAAAAAUUGGCCAGCAUCGCGGGAGUCACGGCGGAAGUGAGCUACGACCGGACUGACGAGGGGAAGGAAGGGCUCGCGGCAGCCAGGGAGAUGGUGGGCAAAGAAUCGUCGGACUUGUGGGGAAGGGUGAAGAGGAUGUCGGUGCGGGAUUUGGCGAGCAAGUUUGAGUCACGACAAGCCGCCGCACACGCAGCUGCUGCCAGGCUUGCCGAAGAGCAAAAAGCAAAAGAAGUGGCUCUCCUUGACAAACCAGCGCUUCUGAAAAAGUUGCGUGGGUUGCUUGGAGACCUUUUGGGCCGUGUUGCGGGGCGGAGCAAAGAUGAUGUCACUGAAGCUCUCAUCACAGUAGACGCAGUGGAAGCUCAAUGGACACAACAGGAGACUGAGGCUGUGCAGGAAAGAGAAGAGUCGAGGAAGCUCGCUGCUCUUUUCCAGAAGGCCUCGGAGGAUGCUAAGAGUAUCAUAGAGAAGGAACGGCAAGAAGCCCAAGCUGAGAUCGAGGCUGCACGGGUCACUGCGCUUCGUUGUCAACAAACGUUGGAAGAGCAGGCUCACACUUUGAGUCAAUCCGAGCAAGAGGAGCUGGCGGAGCUACGACAGGAAAUUAAAGAAGCCCGCAGAAUAACGAUGCUGCACGCGCCUAGUAAGGUUAUGGACAUGGAGUAUGAGAUUGCAGGUCUACGACAGCAGCUCACUGAGAAGACUCUUGAGGUGGUUGCUAUUCGCAGAAAGAUGGAUGUUUUGGUAUCGAAUCCAGAAGUUCCAGCACACUUUGAACUUCAGGGCGAAGAGCGGCUUGGGUCCUCCCUGGUCACCGUCCCUGCUGAUUCACAUUCCCCAGAGCUGGGAAAAUGCAUAUUCCAGUGGCAUCGUAUGCAUGGAGCCAAGGCUGAAGCCAUCGUAGGUGCUACGAGGCCUCAAUAUGCCCCCGAGCCUCUGGAUGUUGGUAAAGUGCUCAAAGUUGACAUUGACCUUCCGGAUGGUAGUCGAGAGUCGCUUGCAACUUUGGGCCCUAUAGAUGGAGCUGCUGGACUAAGUCAAUACGUGGAAGCAUUGAUCCGGAAAGGAGGAGCUGAGUUCAAUGUUAGAAUCUUCCAAGAGAAUGGCGAACACGUUGUGAAGGCCACAUUUCAAAUGUUGGCUAUUGACAAGUUGCGUAUGAAGCUUUACAAAGGCCGCCAUAACCGAGCAAAAGAAGAAUACUCUUCAUCCAUGCAGUUGUGUGGUGCUCGAGGCGGGGGUGAUGCAGCUGCGCGGAGCUUGUAUUGGGUGGUGAAUAAGAGUCUUACCUUCAUGCUGGUGUUGGACUCGGAGCGGGAGCGCAACGCAGCGAUCAUGUUGGCGAGAAGAUACGCAUAUGACUGCAAUAUCAUACUUGGAGGCCCUGUUGACUAAUACCUCCACUGCAAGCUCGAUCUAGAGGCAAUAAAGCACGAUAGAUCUGUACAAAUCUGGAUUAGGGUAAGUUCGAACGACUUUUGCAACAUUCUUUCCGUGAACUGCUGUGGAGAUUCACAGCUAGUUUGUGAUGGUCAAUACCUUAGCACCCUAGAUACGCAACGUGGGUUCUGUGUCAAGUCAUCCCACCUUCGCGACCUCUGCAGUUGGGUUGGAGGACCUGAUUAGGGGACCUUGAAACCCGACAGAUCUUAUAAGAACCAGCGCUUGUAUCGUAGACCCUUUGGCUUUGCUCAAGGUUGGCUGGAGUGAAGCAUUAGAUAUUUCAUUUCAUUUCAUCAUAUCGCUGUUUGAUGAAGCUCACAAAUGCCACCACACUGAGGUCGGAUGGGAGGAGUUUGGAGGAAUGCAGGAGUGUGUUGGAGACGAUAAGAUUUUCUGGCGGCGUUGCCUCAAGCAGGGCAAGAUCAGCACUGUAUUGUAAUCCUCAUGGGACUUUGCUGUCCGUCAUGUUGCUCAGGCAGUGUCGGUCGAGGGAGUGUGUGCUUCAUUUAAUGAGGUUGUAGUCUUCCCAGAAACAGUAUUUAUAAAAACUAAUUGUAUAAGAAAAUUAUUACAUUAUUAAGUAAUUUAUUUUGAUUACCAAAAGAAUUUUUGAAAGA
This is a messenger RNA of Physcomitrium patens, 3591 nucleotides long. Lineage: Eukaryota; Viridiplantae; Streptophyta; Bryopsida; Funariales; Funariaceae. The record is from RefSeq and is a predicted model, not a curated record.